Molecule: messenger RNA, 3188 nt
Organism: Oryzias latipes (Japanese medaka)
Lineage: Eukaryota; Metazoa; Chordata; Actinopteri; Beloniformes; Adrianichthyidae
Gene: ighmbp2
Product: immunoglobulin mu DNA binding protein 2
Cellular component (GO): cytoplasm; nucleus
Molecular function (GO): ATP binding; RNA binding; zinc ion binding
Source: RefSeq, a predicted model, not a curated record
AAUGUGUGUUUAGGGAAAAUAACACGAGUAAAAAAAAAAUCCAAAGAACAGGCAGGUUCGCAGCGGAUUAUCAUGUUAUUGAGAUAUUUAACAGACAUUGCUUUCCUUCUGUACAUUUACUUGCUGUUUUGGUGACUUAUUAGGUUUUGAAAUCAUCUCUGUCAUCUUUUUACUGUAGACAAUGGAAGUGGAGACAUUUGUAUCUAAAACCCUUGAACUAUUACAAGAGGAGCGAGAGGCAGAAAUAGAGGAAACCAGAACAUGGCAGGAGAACCGUUCCCUAAAGGAUCUUCAAAGCAAAGGCAUUUGUCUGCUGAAACUGCAGAUAGGCAGUCAGUUCACCGGGCUCUACGGACGCACAGUUCUUGUUCUAGAGCCAAGAAAACAUCUUGGUUUCUCCUCUCUUCCUAGCAACUGCUUUGGUCCCGGCGAUAUUGUUGGCUUGUAUGAUGCGGCUGGAUGCAGUGCAACCUCACAGAUAUGCACAGGGAUAGUAACCAGAGUUAGCCAAGCAUCUGUAAGUGUGGCCAUUGAUAUUCUAAAGGAUGAUGCUGUCCUGGAUACAAACUCACUAUACAACCUCCUAAAAUUGGCCAAUGAUGUCACUUACAAGCGAAUGAAACGAGCGCUGAAUGUGUUAAAUGGAUAUAGCAAUGGACCAGCUGGCAAUAUUAUAAAUGUCCUUUUUGGAAACGCACAACCAUCAUCUCAUUCACAACCAAUUGAAGUCCAGUUUUUUAACUCAAACUUGGAUGACUCCCAAAGAGAAGCUGUUAUGUUUGCUCUGUCACAGAGAGAACUGGCUGUGAUUCAUGGUCCUCCCGGGACGGGAAAAACCACCACUGUAGUGGAAAUCAUCCUGCAGGCAGUGAAACAAGGCCAGAAGGUGCUGUGCUGCGCCCCCUCAAAUGUUGCUGUGGACAAUUUAGUGGAAAGGUUAGCACAGUGCAAAGCCAAAGUCCUGAGACUGGGACACCCUGCCAGACUGCUGGAGUCCAUCCAGAAACACUCGCUGGAUGCCAUCCUCGCUCAGAGUGACAACGCAAACAUCAUCGCUGACAUCCGGAAAGAUAUUGAUAAAGUAUUAAUGGGAAUGAAGAAGGAGAAAGGUGAGCGCGGGAACUAUAAACGAGAAAUAGGGGAGUUGAAAAAGGAACUAAAAUCCAGGGAAGCUACAGCCAUCACCCAAAUCCUGAAGGGAGCAGAUGUUGUGCUGUCAACCAACACCGGGGCCUGCGAUGAUGGUCCUCUGAAGCUCCUGCCUGCGGAGCAUUUUGACUGGGUGGUCAUAGAUGAGUGUGCUCAGGCUUUGGAGAGCAGCUGCUGGAUUGCACUGCUGAAAGCACGAAAAUGCAUUCUGGCUGGGGACUACAAGCAACUGCCUCCGACAAUCAAAUCACAAGCAGCUGCAUCAAAAGGAUUGUCUCUGAGUCUCAUGGAAAGAGUUAUUCAGAUCUAUGGAGAUGUAGUGGUCCGCAUGUUAACAGUCCAGUACCGAAUGAACAGUGCCAUCAUGGAGUGGGCCUCCAAGGAGAUGUACCAAGGGAAAUUAACAGCUCACUGCUCGGUGGAAAGCCAUUUGUUAAAAGAUCUCACAGGCGUUGCCUCUGUCGCCGAGACGAGCACUCCACUUCUUCUGAUCGACACGGCAGGAAGCGGCCUGACAGAGAUGGAGGUCACAGACGAACAGUCCAAAGGCAACCAAGGUGAGGUAGACAUUGUUGAACUGCACAUAAAGGCCUUAACUGAAGCUGGUGUUAAAGCCAAAGACAUUGCUGUCAUCGCUCCAUACAAUCUGCAGGUUGAUCUUCUGCGUCAGAGACUUUCUGCUCGGCAUCCAGAGCUGGAGAUAAAGUCAGUGGAUGGAUUCCAAGGCAGAGAAAAAGAAGCUGUAGUGCUCUCAUUAGUUCGGUCCAACAGAAAAGGGGAAGUUGGAUUUCUGUCAGAAGACAGAAGAAUAAAUGUAGCAGUCACACGAGCGAGAAGACACAUCGCUGUGGUGUGUGACACUCAGACUGUGCAGAACCACGCCUUCCUGAAGUCCCUGGUCGAUCACAUGACUGAAAUGGGCGAGGUCAGAACAGCUUUCGAAUACCUGGAGGAUACUGUACCACAGAACUACACUCGCACCCGCAAAGAAGUAAAGACCACAUCUGCGUCUACAUCCACCAAACUGAAGACCAGAGAUCAGCCCUCGAGCAAGGUGAAGCCGGUGCAGAAGAAGUCUGGGAACAGCUGCAAAGAAAACACAGCUGGGUCACAAAACCAAGCAACGUCUGAGCAAGAGCAAAGCAAGAGUAGACGCGCUGAGAUCAGAGAACAGGUGGAGAGCUUUAUGAAGGACUUAAAACAAAGUGAUUUGCAGUUCCCUGCAUCCUUUAACUCCCACGACCGUCUGCUGGUCCACCAGAUUGCUGAGGAGCUAGGUCUGGUUCAUGAAAGUAAAGGAGAGGGCAGUGACAGGCACAUAACAGUCUCCAGGCCCCUAAAAUCACCACCAGCUCAGAAAGUGAGACAAGAGGAACUGACCCAGGAAGAAGAAACUGUCUCCAACGGGAACGAGGCAGCUUCCAUUCUGCAAAGUGACCCGUUGCCUCAACCGUCAUUAGACCUGAAAAGUUUACACUUGGAGAGAAUGAAGAGGGAGCAGAAGAGGAGGGAGGAGGCUGCUCAGAGGAAGCAGCAGAACAGUAUCCCUGCAGCUAAGGAGCAGCAAAUGAAAAAGACAAAAGGGAAAAGCAAAACAAAGCCGGGAGCCUGUGACGUCGCCGGCGCCGAUGACUUUGAUGCUCUCAUCAGCGCUGUCAUGAAGGCUGACAGCAUUUGUAGUUUUGUCAAGUGUAAAGCAUCUGUGUUAACACUCGGACAGCUUUGUUUGUUUUGCAACAGGCAGUAUUGCCUCAGUCAUCACAUACCAGAGGUUCAUGGCUGUGGAGAUAAGGCCAAGUCGCAGGCUCGGAUGAGGAUCAGCAAAGAGGGGGUUCUUUAUGCAGGAAGCGGCAAAAAAGACAAGUCCAUGGAUCCAAAUAGGAAGGCACACCUGCAGAGAAAACUGGACUCUAAAUUAAAGGACAUGGCAUCACAGAGGAAGCCAAAAGGCACGGAAAAGGAAAACUAAUGUCCCCCAAUCAACACAGUGAUUUUCUUAAAUUAAAUGUAAGGAAAAUUAAAGCUGUGCAAAUUACGAA